Messenger RNA from Ailuropoda melanoleuca (giant panda), 945 nucleotides. RefSeq names its product olfactory receptor 6C2-like. Gene Ontology annotation, biological process: G protein-coupled receptor signaling pathway. Gene Ontology annotation, molecular function: G protein-coupled receptor activity; olfactory receptor activity. Gene Ontology annotation, cellular component: membrane. The record is from RefSeq and is a predicted model, not a curated record. NCBI's taxonomy places the organism in Eukaryota, Metazoa, Chordata, Mammalia, Carnivora, Ursidae.
AGAAGUCAGAAGUCAGUGAUGAGAAACGGUACAGUAACAACAUUCAUUCUGCUGGGCCUGACAGAUGACCCUGAGCUGCAAGUUCUGGUUUUUAUCUUUCUAUUUCUCACCUACACGCUGAGUGUAACUGGAAACCUGACCAUCAUCACACUCACUUUUGUGGAUCCCCACCUUAAAACACCCAUGUACUUUUUCUUAAAAAAUUUCUCCUUCUUAGAGAUCUCAUUGACAACUGCCUGUAUUCCCAGGUACUUGUAUAGCAUAGCAACAGGUGACAACGUUAUUACCUAUAAUGCUUGUGUCAUCCAAGUGUUUUUUACGGACCUCUGUGGAGUAUCGGAGUUUUUUCUGUUGGCCGCCAUGUCCUAUGACCGCUACGUGGCCAUCUGCAGACCCCUUUAUGUGACCACCAUGAGCAGUGCCUGCAGGAUUCUCGUCAUCUGUUGUUGGGUGGCUGGCUUAUGUAUAAUAAUCCCACCACUUAGCCUGGGCUUAAAUCUAAAAUUUUGUGACUCUAACAUAAUUGAUCAUUUUGGCUGUGAUGCAUUUCCCUUAGUGAAAAUCUCAUGUUCAGAUACAUGGCUCAUGGAAUGGACAGUUAUAAUCUGUGCUGUGCUGACCCUGAAUAUGACGCUUACUUGUGUGGUUCUGUCAUAUGCCUACAUCAUCAAGACAAUUUUAAGAUUCCCUUCUGUUCAACAAAGGAAAAAGGCCUUUUCGACCUGUUCUUCCCAUAUGAUUGUGGUUUCCAUCACCUAUGGCACAUUUUUCAUCUAUAUGAGUCCUACAUCAAAGGAAAAAGUGACCAUUAAUAAAGUAGUUUCACUGCUCAUUUCUUCUAUUUCACCUACACUGAACCCAUUUAUUUAUACCUUGAGAAACAAUCAAGUUAAGAAAGCCUUUGAGGACUCAAUCAAAAGAAUUGCCUUGCUCUCAAUUAAGUAA